This is a messenger RNA of Musa acuminata AAA Group (dessert banana), 1047 nucleotides long. RefSeq lists its product as uncharacterized. Lineage: Eukaryota; Viridiplantae; Streptophyta; Magnoliopsida; Zingiberales; Musaceae. Bases 545 to 913 code for a protein of 122 amino acids. The transcript is spliced from 4 exons. The record is from RefSeq and is a predicted model, not a curated record.
UAACGGUAACGGCAUUCCGGCUCCUUACCGUCAGUUUAGAGUAAUUUCUUUUCCCUCCCGCGCUUCGUCGUCGUCUACCUAUAUAUACUCGCCCAAAAUGAAAGAUGAGAGAGCGGAAAGGGAUUGCGAUCUCCAGUCUCUGAUCUGUGUAAGCUCUCUACCACCAACUUCUCAGGUUUGCUUUUCUUCUUCUCUCUCGCGUAGAUAAUUCAUCGAUAUCCGAUUCCGUCACAAACAGAGAUGAUUGUUUCGUUGGAUGUUCGGCUUCGAAUGGAUCGAUCAGUUUGUGAUCGAUGUCGAAGACUUUUGAUUCCGGUGUUCUGUUUCUUUGAUCCAAUUUCGCAAUCGUUCCAUAUGUUUUUGGAAUUGGAACCUGAAACGGAUCCCCUUUGGGGUUGGAUCUGGGAAGGAACCAAUCGAUCCCAAGUUCGGUAGAUAAUUCCCUAACGUCUUUGGUUACUGCUAUAAUAUCCAUUGCAGCGAUCAUCGAUCUUGAACAUAUCACGAAGCGAUCGAAACCCAGAUCAAGGAGCGCAUCAAGACAAUGGAGGGGGGCGACGGCAGAACGGGCGGCGGAGAUGAGAUGGCGACGGAGAUGGGAUCAGGGGAAAUGGAGCACGACAUCCAACGCAUCCUCGAAAAGAUCGACCAGUUCACUCAACAGGUGUGGGAGCUGCUGGACGCAGGGAGGACGCUGUUCAAAACCCUGUCAUCGGAAUUCGAAGAACGCUUGAUCUCAAUCCACAAGGAGCAGAUGGCGAAGUGGCAGGAGGAGAUCAAGGAGAUGCAGUUGCGUGACACAUGCAACGAAGCAGCUCGAGCUCUCCUUGAGAACGCCCAGCACUUGCUUCGCAGUGCUCCUCAGGCCUCUCCUACACAGCAGCCUCUGCAGGAUUUCUCAGGUGAAAUGUAAGUGGCGAAGGUGAAAUCUGUGCUUUUGUUUUACUCCUAUGUACUGCCUAAUUCACGAUAACACGACAAUUGUUGCACCCAUGCAACUAGCAAUUCAUAGCUGUGUCAACUCCCAUCGCAUCCUUCUACAUGAAA